AUGCCUUCUGCUGGCCCAGAGGAGCUAGAUACCCGUUUGGAUAUCCCCGUCGCCAUGACCUCCGAUCAUACCCUCUCCACGCUUCAACGGCCUAGAGCCGCGACUUCCACUCUUCCAGCUAUGCCGCAAUCACCCACUCUUCGACAGUCAUUACGAGGCCCCAGGUCCGUGCAUGGGGGAAGUCCACCGCUGGGGUCAAAUGAGCAGGAGGUGACAAGAUCGGCUCAGGAACCACUACGACACCCGAAGCCUCUGACCCCUUCAGAUCUUCAUCUUGUACUGGAAAAAGAGCAGGAAGCGAUGGUCAAUCGAUUGACGCGCGAGCUCUCCCUUCUCCGCCAGCAGACUGCAUCCGUGGCAUCCACAGCAUCCUCCACUUCCACCUUGAAUGAGUCCACUGAAGGCGUACAUGGCUCCCCAUCUUUGGCCGGCUCUACAAACUCCCUUUCAUCUCGUCGACAGCGUUCCUCCUCCAGUCUCGGCUCCCAUACACCCUCCAUUCAAGGCAGCCAAGCAAGCGUCACAGGAAUAGCCCCCUCUCGAACAGCUGAUCAUCACCGAUCCACACGAAGCCGCGAACCAUCUCUCUCUCAUCGCCGCCCGUCCAUCGGAUCACUCAGCUCGUACACGCAGCACCCUCACGCAGAACACGUCGCCCACUAUGGAAGCCCCUCUAUCUACCCCCAUCGGAAUUCAAUCUCCCAGACUCACUUGGGUCUGUCGAGUAGCUCCCUCGCUCGAUGCGAGGAGGUCGCAUUGCACAGAUCGGAGCUAGAAACCGCCAGGCGAGAGAAUGAGCAGCUAAGACGGCGGGUCAGGGAGCUGGAACAAGUUUUGAAGAAGCAGAAGGACGAAUCUGUCGAUUUUUGA
Penicillium pulvis is the source of this 870-nucleotide messenger RNA. RefSeq lists its product as uncharacterized. The record is from RefSeq and is a predicted model, not a curated record. Bases 1 to 870 code for a protein of 289 amino acids. Lineage: Eukaryota; Fungi; Ascomycota; Eurotiomycetes; Eurotiales; Aspergillaceae. The transcript has 3 exons.